AUGGAGGAAGAUGUGAGGGAAGCCGCAUAUUUAUUAGCCUCCCCAACUACAACCGGCGAAGUAGCAGCAGCUUCUUCGAGCUCAUUAGCCAACAGCUCGGGCAGCAACGACACGACUACCGGUGCUGAGUCAAUGUAUGGCGAUCGUCCGGCACACUGCUACUACGAACAGCCACCGCUGACUGACGAACGAUUCUGGCUCGUCACUGUAUUUGGCACCACUGUGUCCAUAAUUAGCAUCAUUGAAAACGUAUUCCUAAAGCGUCAUCGCACAACGUACAAUCUAUAUCUUAUGUUACUGGCAUUUUUCGAUGUAUUUGUAAGCGCUGCAUAUGUGUUAUUGAUGUCCGUCAACGUGCUCAGUGACUAUCUGCAGUCAGUCAGCCUUAUGAGACUAUGGUUCGGUUAUAUGGUACCAAUUAUUACAAUAUCGCACAUUGGAAUGACCUCAUCUUCAUUCCUUAUACUGGCCGCCACAUUUGAGCGUUACUGCAUUACCGUUCAUUCGAAAUAUGUUCGUUUUGCACAGCAACAUCGAAAAAUGAUUGCUGCAUUCGCUGUCCUGUUGGGUGUUAUUAGCAAAGGAACGAUGUGCCUUGAGUUCAAAGUACGUACUUUCCUUGAUCUGCUCGCCUCUCUAGCAAAAUUCUUUGCUGGCACCGGACAUACGCGAUGGCUGAAUUUGAAAUCUUUAGCUUACACAUGCACAGAGAAUAUCCCUGCAAAAUUUCAGCCUCACAUCUUGUCUAGUUCGCGAAAUCGUCUCCCUCCAAAAAAAUUUGCAUAUUUUUUUCUGCGGUCUUUACGCGAGAUAUAGGC
Messenger RNA from Gongylonema pulchrum, 818 nucleotides. NCBI's taxonomy places the organism in Eukaryota, Metazoa, Nematoda, Chromadorea, Rhabditida, Gongylonematidae. The record is from the annotation of a GenBank genome assembly.